AUGUUUAGAUUUUGGUUUAUUAAUUUGGUUCAGGUGGAUGUGAAGAGGAGCAUAGAUGAAGGUGAGAAACGAUUUAAUCAACUUUCUAUUGAAGAAAGGGGUAAAUUUGAUGAAGAGACUCUAGUCAAUGUUAACAACAUCAGAAAGCAAAGUGCAACAACUCAAAGAUCUAAUGACUUCCGAAAUGAAUAUAUUGUGGCAGUGGAGGUGUUAUGGACCCCACAAAAUGAAAAUGAUACUCUUACAGAGCGAGAAUUGCUUGAAGAUUAUUGCCAGUUACGCCAUAUGUAG
This is a messenger RNA of Lactuca saligna, 291 nucleotides long. NCBI's taxonomy places the organism in Eukaryota, Viridiplantae, Streptophyta, Magnoliopsida, Asterales, Asteraceae. The record is from the annotation of a GenBank genome assembly.